UGUUCGUAUUCAGUCGAUGGUUGAUGUUGAAAAACGUAUCUUUAUUUAGUUUUUGUUAAAAAUGUGUGAUUUUAAUAAGAUUCGAUAAAUUUGACAAUGUUUUUUUGUAAAUUCAGUUUAAAAUCACAAAUCUUUAGAUCAUUAAACUAGGUAAUCAUUGAAAGAGUGACGAAAAACAUUAGUACCUAAUUUUGCUAGGUACUUAUUAAUAUUUUUAUUGGUAAACAAGUUUUAAUUGUUACAGAGUAGCAAUGAAUAAAGAAAAUAACAGGAGUGCAGCAGGAUUGCGUCGUUCAGCCGUCGCUGAAAGGAUCCGACUAAGGGAAGAAUGGUCAGAAUUGAAAGGAACCUCAGAUGCGCCAGAGGACAAAAACAAGACAAAUGUAUUGAGGAAACGUAACCUUUAUAAGAACACAGCCAAAAAACAGAACCAUACCGAAACCUUGCAAAAUAUCAAGAAAUAUGUGAAUGGAACGGAAUUCUCCAAAACAAUGCAAGCUAACAGUGAGGUUCUACACGGAGUGGUAGCCCUGGUGGAUGUGGGGGCGGAGAUGAGAGCGUUAGCGCUUAGGGCUGCGCUGACGGCCCUGGGUGCCACCGUGGUGCCGACUUGGAGUCCAAUUGUCACGCAUUUGGUGUGGUCACAAGCCGGCAGCGUGGGCACCCGAGCGCGUGCGCGCGCGCUGGCGUGCCGCCUCGUGUCCCCGCUGUGGGUGGAGGCGUGCGCGGCCUCCGCGGCCCGGCUGCCGGAGCGGGCGUUCCCGGCCGCCGCUAGGGCUUCGGACUUGCCGUCGCCGAGGACGCUUAGGCAGCUCUUGAAAAAAGCCGAAAUGGAAAACAUACCACUCCUAGAACUACUGUCCGACAAAGAAGAGGAACGUGAGAACAGACCGGCCAGGCUGCGGUUGUCGAGCGAAACCGACCGCGACACGUCGGCGGACACGUCGGCGGACACGUCUAAGAACACGUCGAAGGAUAAAUCUGGAGAUUCCACUAUAGACGUAGAAUCUCGAGUGAACACAGCGCCCCGUCGGGCUUUACCUAAUUCGUCGGUCGGCAGCCCGCGUCCGACCAAAUCCAGGCGGAAGCUGUUCACUCAGAAAGAGACUGAGGUGAUGAGGAAGUCUGAUGAGGAAUCAGACGCAGAGACACCAGGCGAGAAACGCAACAAAAUCGCAGCGGUAACGCAACGAGAUCGCAAAGAGCUCGCCAGAGCCGAGCGGAUGGCGCGCAGACUGGUCGGCGCCUGCGCAGCGCCCGCCGCGCAACGGGUUCACUGCGUUUCUGCUGAGAUUAAACCGAGAAUCGUACUUACGGGUAUGGAUCGCGCCGAACGCCACGCGGUCUGCGACGCGAUACGUAAACUGAACGGACGCGUACAGUCGCACGUCAACAGGAGAACUACGCACGUUUUACUUGGUUCAUGUCGCUCCGAUAGUCCAGAACGCAACUGUUCCGGCGUGACAGCACUCAACAUCACAAAUACGUGUUCCAAAAAUACCAGCACAAAUACGUGUUCCAAAAAUACCACAACUAGUUCACGUACAAAAACUGCCAUCAAUAGUCUUAAGAAUAAUACCAAAAAUAAUAUCACUGUAUCUAGUAUAAACAAUAAAAAUACUAGUCCCGAAAGUUCAGUACAAAAUAAUGUGAUAAGUACUGGUAAUGAAAUGAGGGUAGUUCACAGGAGCGAAUUGCAAAAAGCGCGUACAUUGAACGCUUUGUUAGGCGCCGCUAGAGGUUGUAGAGUGUUGAACGCGCAAUGGGCUUUAGAUUCUUUGGCGAAUAAUACUUGGUUACACCAUCAUGGUUAUGAGGUGCCGCAUUUGAAGAAGAUUUCACAGAAAGCGCGCAUAGAACGAACAGUGUUAGGCAAACUGCGUUCAGAAUACGGUUACGACGUAUUUUACGGUAUGAAAGUGCGGGUCACACCGAACGCCGAACAAAAAGACGCCGCCAUUCAACUUUUGACGUUAUGCGGUGCCGCUGUACAAAAUGGCGGCCGAAGCGUUCAACAAAAUGGCGGAUUGACACAAAUUGGCGGCAAAAGCGUUGAACAAAAUGGAGGAUUGUCUCAAAAUGGCGGGCAGGAAUUCGAUUUGACAGUUGGUGUGAGAAACGGCGAAGUCAGCUCUAAAUGGGUUUUCGACAGUGUCGCCGCGGCGAGAAUGAGAACUACAAGGAGAUAUAUAGUUAACAGGCAUUUGACUCAAAACACACAGGACAGUGUUAUUUGACAUUUAUAUUAAUAAUUUCAAAUGAUUUUACCAUGAUCCAAUAAGGUUAGUUUAGGCAAAAGUUGCUGAGGUCAGACGGGAGUCGCUUCGUGUAAAUACCUGACUCACCGAAUUCACAAUUUGUAAUGAAUCUAUACUAAUAUUAUAAAGCUGAAGAGUUAGUUUGUUUGAACGCGCUAAUCUCAGGAACUAAUUGAAUUUUUUUUUUGUGUUAAAUAGACCAUUUAUCGAGGAAGGCUUAAGGCUAUAUAAUAACACGCUGCAACUAUAAGAGCGAAUAAAUAAUGGAAAAUGUCAAAAUAACGGGGAAAAUUAUUCAUCCUUGAGGGUCUUCAAUGUUGCCCAAAGCAACUAUUCCACGCGGACGAAGUCGCGGGCACAGCUAGUUAGUUAAUAAGGUCAUAUAUCAUCACAAGUGAUAUUAAAAGUAUCAAAAAUUUAUGAGUACCGUAAUCUAUAGAGUUUUUUCUAUGUAAAGCGAUUUUUUUCAAUGUAUAAAGCAAUUUUAUUAAGUUGAAUGUUUAAAUUCUUGUUUGACUAUACUAAUCUAUUGUAUGGAUUGUCACAUGAUCUUAAUUUUAAAAUAUGGAUAUUUUAAAUUAAACCUACUCUGUAUUUCUAUUUUUAGUUAACUUAUAAUAAAUCAGGUAUAGAGUUUAAAAGUUUUUAUAAAUUAUAUUUAUAAUGAUUUUUGUUUUAUGUAAAUAAAGCUAUGAUAUUAGGUAGGUAAGUAAGUUAUUUUUGUAAAACAGUAUGUAUGUAAGUACGUAAAACGUUAAUUCGUUACUGCGGCUCGGGCAGUUUAAAAAGUGAUUUUCAAGUUUUGUUGUAUUUAUU
Amyelois transitella is the source of this 3074-nucleotide messenger RNA. RefSeq lists its product as uncharacterized. Lineage: Eukaryota; Metazoa; Arthropoda; Insecta; Lepidoptera; Pyralidae. Gene Ontology annotation, biological process: mitotic cell cycle. The coding region runs from base 252 to 2237 and encodes 661 amino acids. The transcript has 11 exons. The record is from RefSeq and is a predicted model, not a curated record.